CGUUCGAGGUCGCGGUUCAUCGGGGAGGGGCGCGUGACCUCCCCUGCACCUGUUAUAAAGUGCGACCUGAGAGCGUCGGUGCAGUGCGACAUGGAGUUCCCGCUGCAGCUGUACCACUGUGUCCUGGUCAUCCUCGCAGCGCGCUCUGCCGUUUGCGUCGAGAACUUGGCGGAUGUGCCGUGUGGCCGACAGUGGCGCCGCGAGGGGCGUAUUGUUGGCGGGGAGCCUGCGGUGCCAGGGGAAUUUCCGUGGCUGGUGUCAAUCACGAGGAGGGGGGGCCACUUUUGUGGUGGCACAAUAGUCAACAAGAGAUGGGUGAUAACUGCAGCACACUGCAUGUGCAGUGGUCCAGUUGAGCUGCCUGUGGAACACAUUCGCGUUGUGGUAGGGGAACACGAUCUGUCGAAAAGGGAGACCCCGCCCUCGCGAGAAAUGGGAGUGCGCCGUCUGGUGUUGUACCCUGGUUAUCAGUGCGAACGCUUCAAUCACGACAUUGCUCUACUGGAACUGGAUGGCGAGGUGGGAUGGUCCGAGACGGCGUGGCCGGCCUGUCUUCCUCAAGCUGGCGCCACGAGUUUCUCAGGCCGUGAAGCCACUGCAGCGGGGUGGGGAUGGCUUCACGAGGCCUCGGCGCAGGGCGGACGCGCAGAUGUCCUUCAGAAGGUCACACUUCGUGUCGUGGACAACGACACGUGUCGGAAUUGGUACAAGUCAAAGGGCAAAAAGACGAAAGUCCUUGACUCGCAAAUGUGCGCUGGCUACGAACAAGGAGGUCGUGACUCGUGUUGGGCGGAUAGCGGGGGCCCCCUCAUGGUAAGGGACCCAGACCGUGUUACCAUAGUGGGUGUCAUAUCCACUGGAAUUGGCUGCGCGCAACCCAAACUGCCAGGUCUUUACACACGCUUGUCAAACUACUCCACGUGGAUCAAGACGCACGUGCAGGCAUCGUGACGUCAUCUGAACAUGUGGAGCUUGAGAUAUGACUGGAGCAAGGAAGAAAUGGGCAAAGUGACUUGCAUGUUUCAGAUAUGACGCAAGACUGUCGCGGUAAAAGAAAGGCAUCGAGAGAUGAUUAAUAUGACAAGUGUUUCGAGAACGAUUUCAAACAAAGUUUCAUUGACGUUGAAGUACAGGUCGGUGAAAGUGAUUCACUUGUGUCUUAGCCGCAUUUGACGGACACGAGAUAGAUUCGCCUUUUUAUGUGGCAGAUCGCACUGCAUCAGCUUCAAGACGUUUCUUUGUGUGGUGCUCCCUACAAAUCACAGUUUGCAAGAAGACGGAACUCAAAUUUGAAACUGAAAAUUAUGCUGUACGGUUUGUUCUUGAGUAAACUUUAAUUCUUCGUUGAAAGACCCCACAGUUGCUACUGGUACACGAAACAUUUACAGAGAAUCUGAAUGCACAAAGUCAACAAAACAAUUUAGACUUGUCGUGUUGACAGCCUACCUUGUUGAAUUAGUGUUUUAUUGUUAAAUGCUAUUUAAAUCUGGUGAAAUAAAGACUGAACGAAUGCAUUUAUGGUGGAAUCUCCUGGCGUACGGUUUUAAACAAAUCGUUAGUUAAUGAAAUCUUGCACCGAUUUCAUGACAAUGGACGUAUCAACCCUCCUGGAAUAAUAAUAGUUGUAAUUAUGAAAGUUUCAAAUAAAAGUUAAAAAUUAAUUAACUUUAUGUUAUUUUGUGCUCGAGUGAAACACUGGGGCUUCGAAGGCCUGCACUUCCAAGAAUCGUCCACACAGAUUGUGAACGGAUCAAGAAAAUGGGACCUGCUUCAGAAAAAGGAAUGCUCAAGAUAAUUAUUCUCUACAGUAAAUAUGUUGACUUGAAGAAGCAAUAUGAAAGAAUCUCCCAGAUAAAAUUUCCGAAAAAUAUGUUUCACGUUUUAGACGCACUAGGCUGCAUUAUAACAAACCAGUGAUGGCCACUCGGGAUGCGUGUGAGUGAGUAUAGUGGAGGACUCCGGCUACAAGUCGUUCGUAGUCUUACUGUUUUGCUGGCUGUUGUAAAUUCACUCGUUUGUAAUUUUAAGUUGUGUAUCCUUUCAUACAUAGAUAUUUUCAGCAGUACAUACAUAAAUGGACAUAUAGUACCGCCGCAAAUAAUUUAGCUAUUUUUAGGUUAUAAUUUGCAGGGCGCAGUCAAUUUUGAUCGAAGGUUUGAAGUUAGUUGCGUAAUUAAUUUGUACUGCGUGAUGUUUGG
This is a messenger RNA of Zootermopsis nevadensis, 2198 nucleotides long. RefSeq names its product trypsin-1. Gene Ontology annotation, molecular function: serine-type endopeptidase activity. Gene Ontology annotation, biological process: proteolysis. The record is from RefSeq and is a predicted model, not a curated record. NCBI's taxonomy places the organism in Eukaryota, Metazoa, Arthropoda, Insecta, Blattodea, Termopsidae.